Carassius auratus (goldfish) is the source of this 1584-nucleotide messenger RNA. RefSeq names its product proteasome 26S subunit, ATPase 3 (gene psmc3). NCBI's taxonomy places the organism in Eukaryota, Metazoa, Chordata, Actinopteri, Cypriniformes, Cyprinidae. Gene Ontology annotation, molecular function: ATP hydrolysis activity; ATP binding. The coding region runs from base 85 to 1368 and encodes 427 amino acids. The record is from RefSeq and is a predicted model, not a curated record. The transcript has 11 exons.
UUGGUGGCGGUACUGCCCAAUGAGCAAGUUUGCCAACCGCCAAAAGUCUACAAGAAGAGAAAGAGCAGAAACAACACUUUCAAGAUGUCGUCGCUGAAUGACAGAUCAGUUUGGGAUGAAGUGGAGGAUGGCAUCGGCGAAGAAGUCCUUAAGAUGUCCACUGAGGAGAUUGUUCAGAGGACUCGUCUUUUGGACAGUGAGAUUAAGAUCAUGAAGAGUGAGGUUCUCCGUGUCACUCAUGAGCUGCAAGCCAUGAAAGACAAGAUCAAGGAGAACACAGAGAAGAUCAAAGUGAACAAGACUCUGCCCUACCUCGUCUCCAAUGUCAUAGAGCUGCUAGAUGUAGAUCCUAAUGACCAAGAGGAGGAUGGAGCCAAUAUUGAUCUGGACUCGCAGAGGAAGGGCAAGUGUGCCGUCAUCAAAACCUCCACGCGGCAGACCUAUUUCCUGCCUGUGAUUGGUUUGGUGGAUGCUGAGAAACUGAAACCUGGUGAUCUUGUGGGUGUGAAUAAAGACUCUUACCUGAUUUUGGAGACUUUGCCCACUGAGUAUGACUCUAGAGUUAAGGCCAUGGAAGUGGAUGAGAGGCCCACAGAGCAGUACAGCGACAUUGGUGGCCUUGACAAACAGAUUCAAGAGCUGGUGGAGGCAAUUGUUCUGCCCAUGAACCACAAAGAGAAGUUUGAGAAUCUGGGGAUCCAACCACCGAAGGGAGUUCUGAUGUACGGACCACCAGGCACAGGGAAGACGCUACUGGCCAGGGCCUGUGCAGCACAAACCAAGGCAACAUUUUUGAAGUUGGCUGGCCCUCAGCUGGUCCAGAUGUUUAUUGGUGAUGGUGCCAAACUGGUACGUGAUGCAUUUGCUCUUGCCAAGGAGAAAGCUCCCUCCAUCAUCUUCAUUGAUGAGCUGGAUGCUAUCGGCACCAAACGCUUUGACAGUGAGAAGGCCGGAGACAGAGAGGUGCAGAGGACCAUGCUGGAGCUACUCAAUCAGUUAGACGGCUUCCAGCCCAACAUGCAAGUGAAGGUGAUUGCUGCCACUAACAGGGUGGAUAUCCUUGACCCGGCUCUGCUGCGUUCAGGUCGUCUGGAUCGUAAGAUUGAGUUCCCCAUGCCCAACGAGGAAGCUCGUGCUCGCAUUAUGCAGAUCCACUCACGCAAGAUGAAUGUCUGUCCUGAUGUGAACUAUGAAGAGUUGGCCCGCUGUACUGAUGACUUCAAUGGGGCUCAAUGUAAAGCAGUUUGUGUUGAAGCUGGCAUGAUUGCUCUGCGCCGUGGGGCCACUGAACUUAACCAUGAGGACUAUAUGGAGGGCAUUCUGGAGGUGCAGGCGAAGAAGAAAGCCAAUCUGCAGUACUAUGCUUAACCCAGUAGAGGACUGUGUGUGUGUGUGUGUGUGUGUGGGAGCAUGAAAGAGGAUCAAGUACACUUGUAAACCUGUGCUACUGGGAUCCAUUACUGUUCUGCGUAAUUACCUGGUUCUGUUGGAGACUGAUCAACCAAAAUCAGAUUGGACUGCCUCACAGUGAUGACUUUCAGUUAAACUUUUUGUCUUUCAGUUCAUUAAACCUUUUUUCCAUUA